AUGCGCUUCCGACCGCGCCUUCCCCUCCACCUUCUCCUGCCUCACCUCCAGCGCCGCCCCCCGCUACCUUCCGCACCUCCGCGCAGACCGGUAUCCUCCUACCCCUCCGCGGCUGCGGCGGCGUCAACGGAUUCCGAAGAGGAUGUGAUUGUUGCUAGGGACGCACUGCUAGCGCCUCGUCAUGACCGGGUAGGACUGUUGCCUAGGUUUGGGGAAGACAGGGCAGAGUUCGAGAGGAAGGCCUCGAUUGCCGCGCGGAUCAGGCUCUGCCAUGAACUGCUGGGACAGAGGAGGUGGCGGGAGAUGCGCGACAGCUUGGCGCAUAUGGUCACUGAACAAGGAUCCGGAUCUGCUGCCACCCUCUGCGACAUUUUGUCGAGUGAAUUCAGAGAGCAUGAUUCCAUCAGUGUUUUAUGGGAUGCUCUAGCAAAUAGUUACGCGAGAGCUCAGAUGAUUCAUGAUGCGCUCUACCUUCUCAGUAAAAUGAACAGCCUAAACAUGCAAAUCUCGGUUUCCACCUAUGAUAGUUUAUUGCAUGGUCUAAGGAUGACAGACAUGGCAUUGCAGCUUUUUGAAGAAAUGGAGGCAGAUGGCAUCCCACACAGCGAAUAUUCACAUAGUAUUCUCAUCGAUGGUCUCUGCAAGCAAGAUAAAGUUGGAGAGGCUUUAUCUUUCCUUCAGGAAGCAAGGGCAUCGGGGAGGUUUAAACCAUUGGGAAUGUCCUUUAACAUUCUGAUGUCCGCGUUAUGUAAUUGGGGGUUUAUUCAGCCUGCAAAAUCGUUUUUAUGUCUGAUGUUGAAGUACGGAUUGAACCCUGACAGGUAUACCUAUUCUACUCUUAUACAUGGUCUGUGUAAAGUGGGUUCCAUAGAUGAAGCAGUGGAUCUUUUUGAGAGGGUGACAGAAGAAGGAAUGAAACUAGAGACUGUCACAUACAACAGCCUUAUUAAUGGUUACCGCUUGCUUGGUUUGACAAGAGAAAUUCCGAAAAUAAUUCAGUUUAUGAGAUGCCAAGGCAUUGAACCUGAUCUUGUUACUUAUACAAUACUUAUUGCUGGUCACUGUGAAAGUGGUGAUGUCGAAGAAGGGAUGAAAAUAAGGAAGGACAUCCUAGACCAAGGGCUGCAGUUGAACAUUGUCUCAUACAGCGUCCUUAUCAAUGCUCUCUUCAGAAAGGGUUUGGUCUAUGAGGUUGAAAACUUACUUGGUGAGAUACAUGGCCUUGGUCUGGAUAUGGAUGUCAUUGCAUAUUCCAUCCUCAUCCAUGGGUACUGCAAGCUAGGGGAAAUUGAAAGGGCGCUUCAAGUUUGUGAUGUUAUGUGCUAUUCUCAGAAGGUGCUGCCAACCUCACUGAACCAUUCAUCUAUUCUUCUAGGACUUUGCAAGAAAGGGCUGUUAGUUGAAGCAAGAUGGUAUUUGGAAAAUGUAGCUAGCAGAUAUCAGCCAGGUGAUGUAGUACUCUAUAAUGUAGUUAUUGAUGGUUAUGCAAAGAUUGGUGAUAUUGGUAAUGCUGUUCGUCUGUAUGAUCAGAUUGUCGUAGCUGGUAUGUUGCCGACCAUUAUCACUUGUAAUUCUCUUCUUUAUGGCUACUGUAAAUUUGGGGAUUUACAAGCUGCAGAGAGCUACUUUAGGGCUAUUCAGAUAAGUAGUCUGCGUCCAACAAUGGUGACAUAUACCACCUUUAUGGAUGCACUCUCUGAAGCUGGAGAAGUUAACACUGUGCUCAGUCUUUUCUACGAAAUGGUUGAAGAAGGGAUCAAGCCAAAUGCUGUAACUUACAGUGUUAUUAUUAAAGGACUUUGCAAGCAGCUCAGAUUCCAUGAUGCUAUCCAUUUUCUGGAUAAUAUGCACGUGGAAGGUGUUAUUGCUGACCCAAUAAUUUACAAUAACCUUAUACAAGGCUUUUGUGAAGCACAGGACAUUCGGAUGUCCUUCCAUAUAUAUGACCGUAUGGUAUGCUGUGGUGUAGUGCCGACACCGGUUACUUAUAACUUGCUUAUUAAUGUGCUGUGCAUGAAGGGAAAAGUUAUUCAAGCAGAAAUGUUGUUGGAUUCCCUCAGAGAAAAGGGCAUUGAGUUGAGAAAGUUUGCAUACACAACACUAAUCAAAGCUCAGUGUGCAAAAGGAAUGCCUUAUGAGGCCGUUUCAUUAAUUGGUAAGCUUAUAGAUGAAGGAUUUGAGGCUUCUAUUGAAGACUUCAGUGCUGCAAUCAAUCGACUUUGUAAAUGGGAGUUCCCUAGAGAAGCCAUUAUGGUCAUCCCAAUUAUGUUAUCUGUUGGUGUAUUCCCAGACACUGAUGUUUAUCGUGUGCUUGUUAGAGCACUGCGGAAGAGUAACGAGCUUUAUUAUCUACCCAUAUUGAAUGCACUUGCUGUCAAAACUGGCAUUUAGUAGUUAGUACCCUGAUCAUAGGUGUUAAGGGCUCAUGAACACAUGUGCUAUGUCGUCAAAUGUUUAUAUAGAUAAGGAUUGACGACACAUGAUCAGUGUGGUUGUUUCAAGGCCUAAGAUCCAUCAAUGAGGCGGAUAGGAGGAUGGCAUUAAGGUGAGCCGUCACCAUUGCCCAGCCCUACCUCGUCGGUGGCUGGAGUAACGGAAGAAGAAACAAGCGGAGCGUGACCGCGCCAGUUGCGGAGAGGCCAUGGAGACAGCCAAUUAAGCGUCGUCGAGAAUUGAAAGAAGGACUGCAGGUUGUGGAAAUUGUACUUCCACCAUGCACACAAAGAUUUCACCCUGCCAGCAGAACAUGAGCCAUGUAACAAUUUCAUGUCACGGCCAGUGUGCGAGUAUCCUCACGGAAAACCAAGUUGAUCCUAGGAAAUCCAUGAAGCAUGAAAGCACUUGUCGGAUUCAAGAAGACAUGGCCGAGGCUAUCCCUCCCACAAAAGGGCAUCUGGGCAGGGUGGCUAGCCUGGCCCUCAUAAUCCUCUUCACAAAGAUUUCUCCUACGGCACUAUAGCAUCUGCUGAGAUCUAAAUGAGCAAUCUAGUGCACGACCGAAAGCCAAAACUUCAGGGAUCUGUACAUGGGCGGUGGCUUGUUAACUCUGCCCACAUUCCUGUCGUUGUUCGUCCUUGAUGUGCUCAAGUCGUUUUCAAUCCCAUUGCUGAGUGAGAUUCCGUCGUCUUUAUGUGGUUUGUCUAAACUGCACACGCUGAUGCUGGCCUUGUACAGCUAAUUUGUUGUUGAUGUUGUAGUCAGAUGAUGCUUAUGCUUAGUGGUCAGAGACGACAGUGCUUUGCAUUUAAGACGUACGAAAUGAAUGAUGUGCAUUGCUGAA
This is a messenger RNA of Lolium rigidum, 3280 nucleotides long. RefSeq names its product putative pentatricopeptide repeat-containing protein At1g13630. NCBI's taxonomy places the organism in Eukaryota, Viridiplantae, Streptophyta, Magnoliopsida, Poales, Poaceae. The transcript is spliced from 5 exons. Gene Ontology annotation, molecular function: protein binding. The record is from RefSeq and is a predicted model, not a curated record. Bases 1 to 2391 code for a protein of 796 amino acids.